Anolis carolinensis (green anole) is the source of this 10045-nucleotide messenger RNA. RefSeq names its product ALF transcription elongation factor 4 (gene aff4). Lineage: Eukaryota; Metazoa; Chordata; Lepidosauria; Squamata; Anolidae. Bases 433 to 3954 code for a protein of 1173 amino acids. Gene Ontology annotation, cellular component: nucleus; super elongation complex. Gene Ontology annotation, biological process: regulation of gene expression. The record is from RefSeq and is a predicted model, not a curated record. The transcript has 23 exons.
CCCGCCCCUCAGCUGCCGGACGGGGCGGCGGGGCUGUGCUGGGCGCGGGGGCUGCUGGGUAAUCCGAGUCGACUGAGGGAGAGACAGACAGAGAGGGAGGAGAAGGGAAGGAGGCCUGGCUUCUCUCCCUCGGGGUCGUCGCGUCCUGCCUGAGGCAUGGCGUGGCGGGGCAGCCGUUGGUGGCCCUCUUCCUCCUCCUCGCCUUCUUCCCACUCGCGGUGAUCGGCCCUGGAGGCCCGCCGGCCCUUCUUCCUCCUCCUCUUCUUCCUCCUCGUCGUCGUCUUCCCCUCAGUGGCGGCCACCGGGAAAUGGUCGGGGCGUAGCAGCAGCAGCACAGCAGCCAGCGGAGGGAACCUAGAAACAGCAAAGCUGACAGCAUGCUACGGUGGAUGGACACGAAGGAGGAUCUGUUGGGGACAGAAAGAAAGAAAAAUGAGCAACAUGAACCGUGAAGACCGGAAUGCGCUGCGUAUCAAAGAAAGAGAAAGGCGUAAUCAGGAAAUUCAGCAGGGCGAAGAAGCCUUUCCACCUAACUCUCCUCUCUUUGCUGAACCAUAUAAAGUUACCAGCAAAGAAGAUAAAUUGUCUAGUCGUAUCCAAAGCAUGCUUGGAAACUAUGAUGAAAUGACAGAUAUUAUAGGUGACCGGUCUCUCCAGAAACGUUGCGGAAUGCCCAAGCCAACAGUACCAUCAACAGCAGACGAAAAAUCAAACCAAAGUUUCUUUGGUGACCAGAGACAUAGUGGUGGUUCUCAUCAGAGCAGCAAAUGGACACCUGUGGGCCCUGCACCUAGCACUUCUUCUCAGUCACAGAAGCGGUCCUCAGGCCUGCAAGGUGGACAUGGUAGUCAGCGCAGCAGUGGCAAUAGCACUAGCAGUAGUGGUCAGAGACAUGAUCGUGACUCGUAUAGCAGCAGUGGGAGCAGCAGUAGCCACAAAAAAGCCCAGCAUGGGUCAGAACAUUCAAAGUCCCGUUCUUCCAGCCCUGGAAAACCAUCUGCUGUUUCUUCUUUGAAUCCCAGUCAUUCCAGAUCUCAUGGAGGUGAUCAUCACAGCAAGGAACAUCAGCGUUCGAAAUCUCCGCGAGAUCCUGAUGCCAACUGGGACUCACCUUCUCGUGUUCAUUCAUUUUCCAGUGGUAACCAGUCUUUUCCUCCUUCACUCAUGUCAAAAUCUAACACAAUGUUGCAGAAGCCAACUGCUUAUGUAAGGCCUAUGGAUGGCCAGGAAUCCAUGGAACCAAAGCUAUCUUCUGAACACUACAGUAGCCAGACUCACAGCAACAAUAUGAAUGAGCUGAAACCCAGCAGCAAAGCACAUCUCACAAAGCUGAAAAUUCCUUCCCAGCCACUUGAUGCGUCAGCAUCUGGUGACAUGAGCAGUGUGGAUGAAAUUCUAAAAGAAAUGACCCAUAUUUGGCCACCUCCAUUGACAGCUAUUCAUACACCUUGCAAAACAGAACCUUCAAAGUUUCCAUUCCCAACCAAGGACACACAGCAGUCUAAUUUUGGCACCGGAGAACAAAAAAGGUAUAAUCCUUCAUCAAAAACCUCUAAUGGACAUCAGUCUAAAUCGUGCGAGUCAAACCAGACUGAUGUUCUGAUAAAUGACUUGAAACUUAGCAGCAGUGAAGACAGUGAUGGUGAACAGGACUCUGAUAAGACAGUUCCAAGAAGUACACCUGGAAGUACUUCUGAACCAUCGCAGCAUGCAAGUGAAGGGGCAGACAAUUCUAGGGAUGACUCAAGCAGCCAUAGUGGAUCUGAGAGUAGUUCUGGUUCUGAUUCGGAAAGUGAAAGUAGUUCAAGUGACAGUGAAGCCAAUGAACCAUCACAGAGUGCAUCCCCUGAGCCUGAGCCGCCUCCUACAAACAAGUGGCAGCUUGACAACUGGCUGAAUAAGGUGAAUCCCCACAAAGUGUCGCCAGCUUCCUCUGUGGACAGUAACAUCCCAUCAACACAAGGCUACAAAAAAGAGGGUAGAGACCAAAGUGGCGGGGGUGGAUAUGCAGAUCAAAGUGGUUCUAAAGACUCCAUAUCUUCCAUUCCCGGAAGAGAUUCAAAACCUAGCCAGAAAGGUUCAGAGAGCAACCGUGGCAGGCAAAAGUCACCUGCUCAGAGUGAAAGCAUGACACAGAGGAGAACUGUAGGUAAAAAGCAACCCAAAAAGACAGAGAAAGCUUCUGUGGAAGAGCCCAGAGGAGGCCUGAAAAUAGAAAGUGAAACCCCAAUGGAAAUGACAACUAGUAUACCCUCAAACAGGCACAAGGCUGCCACAAAAGGCUCCAGAAAGCCAAAUAUAAAGAAGGAACCCAAAUCAUCCCCUCGGCCUACGACAGAGAAAAAGAAAUGCAAGGUUGCGAGCAAGUCCACCCAGAAAUCUAAGGAAUUCAUCGAGACCGACACCUCAUCCUCUGACUCUGAUGAGAAUGAGAGCCUUCCUCCUUCAUCACAAACCCCCAGAUAUUCUGAGAGCAAUAGGACUCCUGUUAAACCCUCCAUGGAGGAGGAUGACAGCUUUUUGAGGCAAAGAAUGUUCUCUCCUAUGGAAGAGAAGGAACUCCUAUCUCCGCUCAGUGAUCCUGAUGAAAGGUAUCCCCUUAUUGUGAAGAUUGACUUGAGUCUGUUAACUAGAAUACCAGGGAAGCCUUACAAAGACACAGACCCUUCAAAAACUGAGAGGAAAAAUGUAUCUGAGAAGCACCCAAGGGAGCCCCAGAAAACAUCUUCUGCUGAGAAAAGCUCCAAUAAGGGCAAGAGAAAACAUAAGUUAUGUCAGAAUGCAGAAGAAAACCGAGGCACUGAAAGCAAGAAAAGUAAAAUAGAAGAAAAGACUUCUUCAGUGCAUAAAACUUCCAGUAAUAGAGAGUCAUCUAAACAGAGUGGUGUUAAAGAGAAGGAUCUUCUCCCAUCUCCAGCCAGCACACCAGUUAUCCAAAAAGAUUCAAAGCAAGAGCAUGGGUCUCGUAAGAGAACUGUCAGUCAGUCGUCUUCUUUGAAAUCAAGCAGUAACAGUAAUAAGGAGAGCAACAGCAGCAGUAAAGGUAGCUCAUCUAAACAAAAGAAGACUGAAGGGAAAGCUCCAAGUAAUACUAAAGAAACAAAGGAAAAAGCUUUAAAUAAUACUUCCAGCUGCCCUUCUGCCUCUUCCGCAACUGCAGAUAGUUCAAAGUCUCGCAGAGCAAAGAUGGUAUUUGAUGACAGAACAUAUUCAGCAGAUCACUACUUACAACAGGCAAAGAAGUUGAAGCAUAAUGCUGAUGCAUUGUCUGACAGAUUUGAGAAAGCAGUGUAUUACCUUGAUGCCGUGGUGUCGUUCAUUGAGUGUGGGAAUGCAUUGGAGAAAAAUGCUCAGGAAUCAAAGUCCCCAUUCCCCAUGUAUUCCGAAACUGUGGAGUUGAUCAAGUACACUAUGAAACUGAAGAAUUACUCUGCACCAGAUGCAACGUCUGCAGACAAAAGGCUAGCAGUACUAUGUCUUAGAUGCCAGUCCCUGUUGUACUUAAGACUUUUCAAGCUGAAGAAAGAAAGUGCAUUAAAAUAUUCCAAGACACUAACUGAACAUUUGAAGAAUUCCUACAAUAAUUCUCAAGCCCCAUCACCUGGUAUAGGAAGCAAACCUGUCAGCAUGCCAUCUCCAGUCUCUCCGAAGUUAUCUCCAGGAAAUUCAGGAAAUUACUCUUCAGGGUCAACCAACCCUUCAGGGAGCACGUCUUCAGUAACUAUUCCACAGAGGAUACACCAGAUGGCAGCCAGUUAUGUUCAAGUUACUUCCAAUUUCCUGUAUGCCACUGAAAUUUGGGACCAAGCUGAUCAGCUUGCAAGAGAGCAAAAGGAGUUCUUCACUGAGCUGGAUAAAGUUAUGGGCCCUCUGAUCUUUAAUGCAAGUGUCAUGACAGACCUAGUGCGUUACACCAGACAGGGACUACAUUGGUUGCGCUUGGAUGCCAAAUGAUGAAAGAAAGAACUGAAGAAACAUAAUAGAAGACAACUUUUCUUGCUGCCUCUGAUUUUUUCAACACUGUGUCAUAAAAAAUAAGGAAGUCUGCCAUAAUGCAUUGCUUAGUGAAUGCUCAAGAUUGAGGAAGGCUUUCAUGCGUCUCCCAGCAUCAUGUAUGUGAGAACCUCUGAAUCAUCAUGUUAAUGAACCUUUUUUCAGUUGCCCAAUUUUUAAAAUAUUUAAGAAUAGUUUAAACUCUGCAAUGUUUUAAUGUAAGAUGGAUUCAUUAAGCUGCAAUUGGGUUGGAAAUCUAGUAAUUAUGUCUAAAAAAAUCUGUUUUAAAAUUUAUUUAUUUCAAUUUGUUUUUGAAAGCUCUAUUUUGAGGCUGUUUUAAGAUUUAGCUGUUUUUCCUAUAAAUUUUACCCAAUCAAGUUUUUAGCAAAGAUUAAAUGUAGACACUUUAUUUGUAUUUUGUGGGUUCUUACUCUGUAAUGUCUUGUGGUGGUAGAGCUUGUAAGAGAAAGUCAGGGUUGAUAGAUUCUAAAGUGUAGGAACAUAUUAUCAUGAAUAUCUAUGUCAACCCCUAAAUGACAGCCACAGUUUUACUGUUGUACUCAUUUCCAAGACUGUAUGGAAAGUCAGUUCAGAACAUAUGUCUUAACACUAACAAUCUCAAAACAUUAUUUAAAGUUGCAUUUAAUGCAAUUUCAAAAAGGUGGGUCACAAGGAGUUUCUGCCUCCACAUGUAGUCUAGGAAUGGUGUCAAAUGGACAAUCGUGUGCUUUGAUACAGUGUCUUUCUAUGUUGCUUGUUAUUGUUGGACACUGAAGCCCCUAAACUGAACUCCUGUGUGAAACUUGAUGUGCUUAAUCACAAAAUGUGUGUAGAAGGUAACAUCUGUGCUUCCUUUCUGAUAGGAUUAUGUGGUAUAGGUUAGACCUGUGAUUUACAGGGAGAUUUUUUAACUACUUUGUCCAGUUAAUUUGAAACUUUGCUUUUAUGCCAGUUUAUGGCACCUUCAUUUCUGUUAAUUAUUUGUGAUGGGAACAGAAUUCUUAAAUUUGAAGGAAAAUUACUGUGAUCAGCAAGAAUCAUUCAUAGAAUCUUAAGUGACUGUUUUAAGAUUACUAACCAAAGUACCUUUUCAAAGAAGGUGCUUGCCUGACUAUAAGAAUAUUGCUUAGCAUCCCUAUCAUGUCUGGUGUGCCUUAUGCCUUUUUAGAUGAAGAUUUUGAAUACUGUUUACAAGAGGUUUUACACGUAGGAGUUGGUAUGCUCUGUCCAGUUGGUCUCCUGCAGUACUUUGGUAAAAUUCCACUUCCUUUUCUUAGUAUGAGAGGCUGUCAUUUGUUGACCAUACCUAUGGGAUAUUUCUUAGAGUCAAACUCUGAACCCUUUUAGCGGAGCAUCAUGGAAUGCUGCUUUUCCUGCCCUUGUUCCUCCUGCCCUUGUCCCUGGGCCCCUCUCCCCUGUUGUGAAGGUGCAUGCUCCAGGAAAUGAUUGCACUAAAUGGUUGUCUAGCUAUAUAGCUAUGUGCCAAAACGACGGCAAGCUUUGAAAGGAAGAGUAGAAUUCUACAUUCGUGAGUACUGCAGUGUGCCCUUAGGACCUCGAAAGUUGUGGGGCUUCAUCAAUUACAACAAUUUCACUAAGCGAUAACUGGCACAUAUAGAAGAUUGCAUCUCUUCCUUCUAGGGGUACUUGAUCUUUGGAUCUGUUCCUUUGAAAUCACUGCCCCUGAGUUCUCUAUUCUCAAUCAAGUAUAUUGUUUCUUUGUUGCACUGUACUCACAAGAAGGUUUUAUAAAAUGGAGAAACAAUGACCAGUAUCCGAAAGUAUGUUUUGGUAUCCAGUGUCUUCUCCUGCAACAUUCUAUGAUGUAAAAAUCUGAUCUAGAGCAUUUCCAGGCUCUUUGGUGCAAGCUUUUUUUAUUACUCAUAGUGAAAUGUAGGAAGGCUAUUUUGGCAGAAGCAGUGAGAUCCAUCAGAAGUGUUCUUUUGGAUAAUGCCUAGACAAAUUUGGUCACAUCCAUACUGCCUCUGUUUAUACAAAAGACAUAUAAAAUUAUGCUUCCCAAAAAGAUUUAAUAUGCACAAGCUAAGACUCAGUAAAACAAUGGACAAAGCUGUAUGUCUUGCUACAUUUUCAUGCUUUUGUCAAUAUUGUCACUAGGAUUAGUGUGAGCAGCUGUUGUGUGGAUCUCCUUUGUUUUAUCAAAGAGUUCAUUGUGCAUAGAUUCUCCACACAAGAGUAGUACUUUCCAAUAAUUGUUUUCAAGAGGGGAAAGGCUUACAUGGUUCAUUUUGCAUGAACUGCGUGUAUUGAAGAAAUUCAAAUACAUGUGUGUGCUAGGCUGGAUUGGUAUGCAAAGGGGUUUUAUAGCAACUUUGAGACUGAGAAAAAUAAUCAUAGAAUCAUAGAGCUGGAAGAGACCACAAGGGCCAUCCAGUCCAAUCUCAUUGUGUCAUGCAGGAACAUGCAAUCAAAACCCGCUUGACAGAUGGCCAUCCAGCCACUGCUUAAAAACCUCCAGAGAAGGAGACUCCACCACACACCGAGGCAGGAUAUUCCACUGCCAAACAGCUCUUACUGUCAUUAAGUUCUUCCUAAUGUUGAGGUGUAAUCUCUUUUCGUACAAUUUGAAUCCUUUGCUCUGUGUCCUAGUCUCCUACUCAACAUGACAUCCUUUCAUAUACUGGUGUGUGGAACUUGUGACUCUCAGGAUGAUGAUGGAUUCCAGUACCUGUUAGGACAAUGAUCAGUGAUAAUGGGAAUCCCCGGGAAAGCCAUAAGUUCUUUACGCCUCUCCGAUUCUCAGUCCAAACAGAAAGAGUGAAGAUGCUAAGAUCAGUGUGCAGUUUCCCCAUCUCAAAUAUUCAGAAGAGCCUGGUACACUUGCUCUACUGAAGCCUCUACUUCAGGAGUGAGAGUGAUACAGUCCUCUAAACGUUGGGUCUGCCCUUCCCAGGAAUCCUAAGCAGCUUAAUUGAUGUGCGGAGGGCUCAGAGUUUCAGCCCAACACAUCAGGAACACUGGGUGAUUCCCACAUCUGUUUUGCGCUGUCAGGAGCUUGGGUACAUGCUCACAUGUUUUGUAGUGCCAUAGUGAUAAAUUGUGUGAUCUAGCUUGCUUUUAUAUGUAGGUGCCAAUGGGAAAACCUUUCUAAAAUGACUUUGUUUUUAAAACAAAAAUCCACUAUAUCAGAUUGUGCUUCCAUGUGAAUCCUAAGCAUUUGUAUCUUCACUCAUCUACCAAGCUCUCGUUUAAGUGCAGGAAUGAGCUAGCAGGCAUGAUAAUGGAUGCCUUCCAGAGGGUAUUAUCUAUGUAUCCUAAAUAAAUGCAGAGUGUUACUUCUUCCUUGUUAUGAACUGGUUUGUAACCAGUUUGAAUUGGACUUGUCAAAUAUCAAAAGGCCAUAUAACUGAAAUGAGUUAUCUCUGAAGUGCAUGAGUAAUUUGCCAAAAUGAAUUUUUCAGUGCAAACCUGAGAUAAGCUUCUACUUUUCUUAAGAGCAAAAGCAAGUUACCAGCAUAAAUCUGCCCUUAAGAUUCACAUUUUUGGACAUCAGUUAGUUGCAAUGAAUGUGUCUUGUUGCUGUCAAUGGGACUAAAGCAUGUCUACAUUCAACUAAAUAGAACCUUGUUGUUAUAUUUUAUUACUCAGACACAUUUCCCUCAUGUAUUGAAGACGAUAAAAUGUAAGGGUCUCAUGUUGCUGUAUUAACACAUAUCAGUGUUGUAGCAUUAUCCGAUUAUGCGCCUUUAAAAUGGGCUUAAUAGUCACACUAGGCUUGCUCAGGUGUUUCAAGUAAUUCUGAAUUUUCUCUCAGACUUCCAGGGUUGUAAGAGAGCAAUUCAUGAAUGGUGAUGCAAGACCCACUGGUGGGACCCUGUGUUUCACCAGACUGCUGGCAGUGGGUUCAUGAGACAGUGUAGCACAAGGCAUUUGGAAAGUUUCGAUCUAGGGGCUAGGAACGGCAUAGAAUGCAGCCGGCAGAUCCCAAACUAAAGCAAAAUUCUGAUGGUGGAUCCUUUUAAUAAACACUUGGCUACUUCAUUUUUUAGAAGAUUAAAUGAACCUCCAGGUGCCAGACCAAUCUGACCUGGCAUAUUCAGUUUAAUAUGGUUUCAAUGUUUUGGCUGUAAAGCAGAGCGAGUGGCUCUUGACCUUUAAGACAGCAGUAUGCAAUUUGUAAUAUACAUGUUUCUAAUACAUAUAUCGACAUGCUUAUAUAGAUGAAUGAACUCAAGUCUGUCCAAAGUUUGUUAUACUUGUGUUAGAUGAUAGUGCCGCUGACUAUAUCAAUAUAUUUAUUGAGUGCAGAGCCAUCCUCAUUUGGGUGAUGGUGGUAAAUUUUGCAUAUUAUGCAGGAGUGCUAUUGGUUUCUUUUAGACUAUUGAAGCUUGAGUGCUGUGAUUUUUAUACAAAACAGUCCCUGUAGUGUGUGUUAUAAGCCGCCACAGCAGGUAUGAAGUCUGUGGGUGUAAGCGCUUGCCAAAGGCAAGUAAAACACAGCUGUAGGCAGAUAAUUGUAUAGUUUGCCAAUAUGGCAUAUAAUGGGAAAGACUACCUUUGCUAUAUGUAGUAAUAUUUCCUUGCACUGUAAACUCUGCAGUAUUUUUAUUAAAGUGGUUUAGGUGGACCUGAGCAAAUCAAGACUGAACACAUUUUACCCAUAUCGGAGGUAAAUACCAUCCAAACUGUAUGUCCUGAAUGGCAAAUAUUUCAUAAAUAUUUGGGUCAAGGGCAUAAUGACUUUAAAUUGUAAUUGGAAGCCAGUAUUGUGGGAGAGCUGGGUUUUCGGUAACUACUUUAAUGUUGAAUCUCUUUCAAAAGAACUCUGUUCAACCAUUUCUUUUCUCCAGAGACAGAAAAUCCAACUUAAUUGCAAAAUGUGACCAUCAGGUACAUUAUUUUGGGAUGAUCUCUCUAAUAUUUUAUUCUUUUUCAAAAUAGCUGUGAUGGGUUAAUUGUAACAUUCUCACUGGAGUGAGACUAUCCAGGAAAACCCAAGCAUUUGUACAAAAUAUCUCCUCCUACAGCCCCUUCCUUGCUGGUUCACCUAGGUUUUUCUAUACACCCAGUUGAAGACAUUUUGAACUGCUGCUUCUGCUCAGAUAAUUAUCAAAACAGAUUGAACAUUGACUUUGCUUCUUAAUUACAUCUGUAAUUUCGGAAAGUACUGGUUUCUGACAACAGAACCAAUGCUGGCAAAGUGGACUGUCUCCUUUCUCCUGAUUUAUCAGCCUCAUCAGUAUUGGAGAAAGCGAACUCUGAGAACUGGCUUCAUGGGCCAGGCAUCUAUCACCUUCGCAAGCACAGUUGCUGACCUUUGUAUCUGGUUUCCCUUUUAAAUGGUUUUAAGAAGUUUUGUAUAUGGAGGAUAAAGUGCUUAUAUAUUUAUUAAAGAUCCUUUAUCGUAUUUGAAAUUGUUCGGUAAGGAAGGUUUUUCUUUUCCUUUUAGGGGCAAACUGGUGGGGUGGAAUGGGGUGGGAAAAGGUUAGUUUUAACCUUUAACUUAUCAGAUUUUUUUUUUAAAAAAACCUUAAGCAUGCAGCUUGGUACUGAUCAUGACUGGCAGGAUGGCUCUCUGUUGUAUGCUUUGUACAUGACAUGUCCAUGUCUUACACAUUUUGUUACUUAUCAAUGUAUUUAGUCAUCUGUUUUCAACCAAAACUAAACUUUUAAAACACAACUGUGAUCCCUCCCUUUUUUUCUUUGCAAUACAAUGGAAAUUUCAAAAGGGUACGUUGGGACUCCUAAUUAGGUUUUCUAAGUCAGUAUGUGCAUUUCACGUAUGUUAAUGGUGAGCAAAGUAUUAUAUACUAACUAGAUUUUUUUCCACAUCUGUAUAGUAUAUUCUAUGUAUUUUGUGGUAUUGAGAUUAUAGAAAGUUUAGUGUCUGAAAUAUGCGUUUAAUGUGUAUUUUUAAACAAAUUUAUGGCAAUUAAAUAUUUGGAGAAAAGGGUAUCACAUUUCAAUUUGUAAAGAUCUUUUUAACUACUGUGUCAUUAAAAUGCUUUGUACAAUGCAAAACUGUAACUGGAGAAACUAAGUUUAAUAAAUAUCAAAUAGAUUUUCUGUAUUAAACUUUAUAAGCACUGUG